CAAUAAGCAUAGCAGUAAGAUAUGGCGCACAAAGUUGUUCUCUUUCUCCUCCCUUUUGUCUUGCUCUUCAUCAUUAAUGACCACAGAAGCUUUGCCAGAGAUAUGAAGAUUCAGCAAGAGAAUGAAAAACAAGCUGAUCAACCUUAUCUUGAUGGCUGGUUGAAAGAUAGCCAAGCAAAGUCGACCUCCAACGCCAAUCCAGCUUAUCUUGAUGGAUGGUUAAAAGAUGGCCAAAAAGCAAAAUCCACACCAAAUGGCAACCAAGCUUACCUUGAUGGAUGGUUGAAAGAUAACCAAGCUGAGAAGGCAAAAUCCACCUCAAACUCCAACCAAGUUUACCUUGAUGGCUGGUUGAAAGAUGGCCAAAAAGAAAAAUCCAAACCCAACUCCAACCAUGUUUAUCUUGAUGGUUGGUUGAAAGAUAGCCAAGAAAAAUCCAACCAUAACUCAAAUCAAAUUUACCUUGAUGGUUGGUUGAAAGACAACCAGGCAAAGUCAACCCUCAACUCCAACCAAGUUUACCUUGAUGGAUGGUUGAAAGAUGCUUACCUUGAUGGAUGGUUGAAAGAUAGUCAAGCCAAGAAAACAAAAUCCACCCCUAACUCCAACCAAGUUUACCUUGAUGGAUGGUUGAAAGAUAACCAUGACAAAUCCAACCCUAACUUCAAUCAUGUUUACCUUGAUGGCUGGUUGAAAGACAACCAAGCAAAGUCGACCGCCAACUCCAACUCAGUUUAUCUUGAUGGAUGGUUGAAAGAUGGCCAAAAAGUAAUAUCCAACACCAACUCCAACCAAGCUUACCUUGAUGGAUGGUUGAAAGAUAGUCAAGAUGAGAAAGCAAAAUCCACCGCUGACUCCAAACAAGUUUAUCUUGAUGGAUGGUUGAAAGAUAACCAAGACCAAAACGAAAAAACAAUCAAACAGGCUUACCUUGAUGGUUGGUUAAAAGAUAGCCAAGUUGACAAAUCAAAAGCUACCCACAUCUCGACUCAAGCUUACCUUGAUGGUUUGUUGAAAAACUCACAUGCAAAACCAAAUGAUAAAUUAUCUUCUAAAGUUGACCAUACAGAGGCAUUCAAGAUGGCUUUUUUCGCUAUAGAAGAUAUGUAUGCAGGGAAUGUAAUGACCUUGUCAUUUCCUAUCAGAGAAUAUGCUAAUUUCUUGCCAAAAAAAGUAGCCGACUCCAUUCCUUUAUCCAAGUCACAAGUACCAAGCCUUCUUCAACUAUUUAAGCUCACAAAAAAUUCUCCUCAAGGUGAAGAUAUGCAAGACAUAAUUGAUCAAUGCGAAUCUCCACUACAAAAAGGGGAGACCAAAGCUUGUCCUACUUCAAUGGAGUCUAUGGUUGAAUUUGUUCAUAGUGUUAUUGGUGCUGACGCUAAAUAUAACAUUCUCACAACUCAAUACCCCACAACAUCAGGUGCAGCUUUGCAGAACUACACCAUUUUGGAAGUAUCAAAGGAUAUCUAUGCUCCUAAAUGGGUAGCUUGUCACCCAAGGCCUUACCCUUAUGCUCUUUACUAUUGUCAUUAUCUAGACAUAGGGAGCAGGAUCUUCAAAGUUCUUCUAAAGGGUCAAUAUGGAGACAUUAUGGAUGCUUUGGCCAUUUGCCACCUAGACACAUCUGACAUGCCUCCUAAUCAUAUCAUAUUCAAGUAUCUUGGAAUGAAGCCUGGGGAAGGUCCACUGUGUCAUUUCUUCCCUGUAAAGCACAUUGUUUGGGUGCCACUCCCAUCAGAGGCCUCCAACUGA
Molecule: messenger RNA, 1752 nt
Organism: Trifolium pratense (red clover)
Lineage: Eukaryota; Viridiplantae; Streptophyta; Magnoliopsida; Fabales; Fabaceae
Product: BURP domain-containing protein 9-like
Exons: 3
Coding region: 22-1752 (576 amino acids)
Source: RefSeq, a predicted model, not a curated record